This is a messenger RNA of Alternaria burnsii, 1725 nucleotides long. RefSeq names its product cytochrome p450. NCBI's taxonomy places the organism in Eukaryota, Fungi, Ascomycota, Dothideomycetes, Pleosporales, Pleosporaceae. The transcript is spliced from 3 exons. The record is from RefSeq and is a predicted model, not a curated record. Bases 1 to 1725 code for a protein of 574 amino acids. Gene Ontology annotation, molecular function: monooxygenase activity; oxidoreductase activity, acting on paired donors, with incorporation or reduction of molecular oxygen; iron ion binding.
AUGACUAUCAAAAGCUUCUACCUUGUUGGGCAAGACAAGAAUGUCUUUCGCCAGGACAUUCACAUUGAUCAGUAUCAUGAUUUUGAAGCGCUGCAAGUCGCUGUAGCGGAGCAAUACAACAUUAUCCAAUCUACAGGUAUCGCGCUGCAAGAUUCCAAGGGAGAUGACCUCCCAGACCUGGACGCUGUGUUGGACUGCGACGAAGAGAUUGGCAUUACUGUUGAUGGUCAGGCCAUUCGGGAUCCCGCAGGUCCAGAGGGCCUUCCUUUCGUUGGAAGCUACUACGAGGUCUUCCCCGAUCACCUUGGGAACCAUGCACGUCUUUUCCAAAAGUAUGGAUCAUUGAUCAAAUACGAAACAAUGGGCAAGCAGAAUUACUUGACAAAUGACCCUGCUAUCGCGACUGUGGCUUUUCAAGAGUCUGCGUUCUUCAGCAAGCACAUUACUCCCGAGCAUCCUUUGGCCGGCAUCAAGGACAACAGAGCACUGUUCAUCUGUGAUACUGACACCGACGCAUGGAGGCAAGCACACAAGUUCAUCCCACCUUCCAUGGCACCAAAGGCAAUUAGGCAUUACACACCCCUGAUGGAGGCCUCGGUAAAAGACUCGUUCAAGGUUUUCGACAAGCUUGACGAAGAAGGCGAAGCUUGGAAUGUGUACCAAUACAUGUUGAAGCUUGCGUCUCAAACAGUCUUCAAGUUCGCGCUGGGAUAUGACGCCCACCAUUUCGACAACCCAGACUCGCCGCUGAGCGAGCUGGUCAUCUUGAUCGCCCAGUCACUCUCUUUGAACAAGAAGGUUGCCUCAAGAGGUGCUUGGUAUGCGAAGCUCAGCGCUAUUCCGUUCACAGCUGCGUAUGAUUUGGACAAGAUUCGGUACAGGCUAUGGACCAUCCUCAACCAAGCGAUCGAUCAAGCACCAAAAGGAAGCAGCGAAGAAGAUCUACCUUUGCAUUCCGCAGCUCUAGGAGCCAGUUGUGUAGUUGACUACCUAAAACGUGCCACCGACGACAACGGCAAAAAGCUACCCCGUGAGCUUGUCAUCCCCAAUAUGCUUCCCAUUUCUGGUGCCGGCUUCACCACAACCUCAUCCCUUCUAUCAUGGCUACUAUACUCCCUUUGUGUUUACGAGGGCAACCAAGACCGCCUUCUCCAAGAACUCGUCGACGCUGGCGUGAAUGAGAACACAAAAUGGACUCCAGAGCUGUCCGACGGCCUGACCUUCCUCGACAAGUUUGUCAAAGAAACUCAACGCCUCCACAACCCCUCUUUCCAACCUGGACGCACAGCAAAGGUCGAUUGCAUUGUCCCAGGCGGCUACAAGCUGCCCGCUGGAUCCGUCGUGAUCUGCGCCCUACACGCCAUCCACAACAACCCACAGAUCUGGUCGAACCCUGACCGAUUCGACCCUGACCGCUGGGGUACCGAAGAGGUUUCCAACCGACCAAAGAACUCAUACAUGCCCUUCGCCACUGGCCCGCGUAGUUGUAUUGGUUUCAACUUUGCGCUUGGAGAAGUCAAGGUAUUGUUACCCGAGUUGGUGUACAGGUACGAGUUCUUCAAGGAGGGUGAGGAGGCGGUAUCGUAUGACCCAGAGUUCCAGCUCAUCAGGCCGAUGAACUUCUACGUUAGAGCAAAGAGGAGGACAAGUUACCCUCAGCCGACUCCUGGCGCGAAGAAGAUCGCUGUGGAGUAUGCUGAGGGCGAAGAGAAGCCCCCGAUUUAG